Fusarium odoratissimum NRRL 54006 is the source of this 825-nucleotide messenger RNA. RefSeq lists its product as uncharacterized. The transcript has a single exon. The coding region runs from base 1 to 825 and encodes 274 amino acids. Gene Ontology annotation, molecular function: S-methyl-5-thioribose-1-phosphate isomerase activity. The record is from RefSeq and is a predicted model, not a curated record. NCBI's taxonomy places the organism in Eukaryota, Fungi, Ascomycota, Sordariomycetes, Hypocreales, Nectriaceae.
AUGGGCGCGUCUAUCUUGGGUGUUGUUCUAUCGGCUUUGGACAUAGUUCAAGACGGAAUCCCACCCAGCGGUCCACUAGAUAAGAGCUCGAUCGAUAAUACCGUCAGAGCCUUGGGGGAUUACGCCCGCGACCGACAGAAUACCACUUCAAGAACUGGCGCGAUGUUCCAGGCUUUCAUAGAGCAGCAUCUAUCGGGGGGCGGACCACUCAAGAUCCUUACCCUCUCCUCUAGUUCAACUAUCACCUCGGCCAUCACUCACGUUAUGGGAAAUACUUCGCGACCUGUGGAGGUUCAUGUGCUCGAAUCCCGACCACUCUUCGAAGGUGUCAAGAUGGCACAGUCAAUUGCUUCAUGCGCCAACAAUUCCAAGGCCAAGACCCGCUUGAUAAUCCACACUGAUGCAAGUGUUGGCAUCGCAGCGAAGGACAUAGAUAUUGUGCUCAUCGGAGCGGAUCUGAUCGACAAAACAGCCGCGGUUAGCAACAAAGUCGGUUCUCUGCCUGUUGUUCUGACAGCCAAGUACGUGUCUCCAAAAGCCAAGAUUGUCAUUUUGUCAGAGAAAGAGAAGGUACUCCCUUUUGCACCGCCAGGUCAGGAGGAAAACGAUUCAUGCGAGGUUAUGCAAGCUUGGGGAGACCUCAGCUCAGCUGUGAGGGAGGUUCCCCACUCUCUGGUCACUGUCAAAAACGUGUAUUUCGAGUGGGUGUCACCCGAUUUGAUCGAUCACUACAUCACUGAGGACGGCGUCACCGGUCGUGCGGGAAUGUCGAACUAUGCCCAGGAAGUUGAGAAGAAGGCUGACCAAUAUUUUACCAAUCUCUGA